AUGAAAGACUUAGGUGAGUUGAAGUUCUUUCUAGGCAUUGAAUGUGCUAGAUCCAGUCAAGGAAUUCACAUGUCUCAGAGAAAAUAUGCACUGGAACUGAUUGCUGAAUGUGGGCUAGGAGGAGCUAAACCUGCAGGAACACCAUUAGAACAAAAUAAGAAGCUGACAUCAGUGAAAUAUGAUGAACUCCUAUCACAUGAAGGCAGAGUUGAUGAUAAACAAUUGCAGCACCCUGAAAGGUACCAGAGACUUGUGGGAAGACUCUUAUAUCUCACUAUGACUAGACCUGCUAUAUCUUUCCCAGUCCAGGUGUUGAGCCAAUAUAUGCACAAUCCCAAGGAGUCACAUAUGGAAUCUGCACUGAGAGUUGUCAGGUACCUCAAGGAAGCUCCAGGCCUUGGGCUAUUAAUGUCAUCUCAAAGUACAAAUACUUUGACUGCCUACUGUGAUUCUAACUGGGGUGCUUGCCUGGAAACAAGAAGAUCUGUUACUGGAUAUCUAGUAAAGUUUGGUGGAUCACUAAUUUCCUAG
Solanum dulcamara is the source of this 531-nucleotide messenger RNA. RefSeq lists its product as uncharacterized. NCBI's taxonomy places the organism in Eukaryota, Viridiplantae, Streptophyta, Magnoliopsida, Solanales, Solanaceae. The record is from RefSeq and is a predicted model, not a curated record. Bases 1 to 531 code for a protein of 176 amino acids. The transcript has a single exon.